AUGGAUCCCUCCUCCAUCGAUUUGGAUCCUAUCGUAGUCAAGUGAGAUUGGGCAGAAUGUUUAUCCGUAUAUGCAUUUCUAUUUUCAGACAUUUGCAAACGAAAAAAGUAGAGGAACGAAUCGAAGACCUAAAUAAUCAAAUUUGGAUCGCAGAUGACUCGGUCGGCUACCGACUCGUCACUGUGAUCGACGAAGGCCUUUCCGACUGUCUGGUCGGGUUUCGAGACGAACAAGGAUUCUUCGAGAAGGUCCGUUCCUUUUGUGAAGUCUCUUUUUCCUCCCCCUGCACGUGCUGCUCUCCUCCAAAUUUACGACCGUUUCCUCCGCUUCCUCUGCUCGUAACUCCCGUCGUUUUCUCGUACCAAUGUUAUCAUUACCUGUGCUCCCAGACGUCCAUUCGUUCGGGUCAUCCCCCUCGACUUCUCAAGUUUCGUAAAAAAGCGGCAAAUUUUCACACACAGCCUCCUCAAUGUUGUAAUUUUGCGCCUUUGCUGUGCAGGGGAGCUGCUCUCGAAAAUGACCGGCCGGCGGGAGGUCAUUUCCACAAAUUAUGUCACAAUUUACGGGAAUGACGUUCGGAAGGAAGCGAAAACAAAUUUUGAAUGCGAAAAAGCGGGAAGGGAUUUCUGGCACCGAGCCAAUGAUCAGCAGCUGACGACCGAGAAUCAAGCAAUAAGAUUUACAUGUGUAGAGAAGGGAGCAAAGGGAAAACGGAGAGAAUUGAUGGGGACCAGUUGCGGUCGCACAAAAAGAUGAAUAAUUCCAGAGAAGAGUCGAGAAAACGAACUGCGAAGUGCCGAGUCUGAACAAUUAUUCGGAUGAUUUGUGCACACUGACACAGCCGAAUGCAGCAACCGUACUACACGCCCUGAAGAUACGGUACACGUCGAAUGUCAUCCACGUGAGUCGGAGGAUCCUUGAGAUAAUUAUAGGGCAACCGUACUCUUUGUAGACGUACUGUGGACUGUUCUGUGUUGUCAUCAAUCCGUGGCGAAACAUUCCCAUUUACUCUGAUGAAGUGAAACAGUUGUACCAGCACCGGAAUGAUCUGCCCCCGCACGUCUACUCGGUCGCUCAGAAUGCCUAUCACGGAAUUCUGAAGGGAGGAAGGAACCAGUCGAUUCUCAUCACGUAAGAGCCGAAAUGGGAGUGACAAAGAUGAGUGAAGGCACUUUUCAGAGGAGAAUCAGGUGCUGGAAAGACGGAGAAUACGAAAAAGAUCAUCGACUUCAUCCUCAGCUCGAGUGGCUCCAACAACACGAUCGGAGAGUGCGUCGUGACGAGUGGGGUCCUUCUGGAGGCGAUGGGAAACGCGAGGACCACCCACAACAGCAACAGUUCCAGAUUUGUGCGUUUCGGAUGAAACUACUCACCCUUGAAACAAUUAUUUCAGGGUAAAUUCAUCAGAAUCGAGUUUGACGAGAACUCAAAACUUAUUGGAGCUAAAAUUGAGUGCUGUGAGUUGCACCGAUUCGGAAGACCGUUCUGACAGCGAUUUCAGAUCUACUGGAAAAGUCGCGAGUGGUUUCCCAGUGCGACGGAGACCGGAACUUCCACAUAUUCUACCAGAUGCUGUCCAAUUACUUCGAUGGUCCGCACAAAAGCUUUCUGAAACUUUCAAAGCGAGUGGACGAGUACAAGUAUCUGCGGGACGACGAUCCGUCCAUUAAUGACGCCGAAACUGCGCGGAUGACCGACGAGGCGUUCUCGAAGAUCGGAUUGAGCGAGGAAGAGAAAGUGUGGAUAUUCCAGAUACUUUCCGCCGUUUUAUGGAUUGGUGACAUCAAGUUUGGCGAGAGAAGCGGAUUGGACGUGUCUUACGUGGAAAGCAUGCAAGGUGAGGACUACGGUAGUUUGGUUUGUUCGAGAAGCUUCUCGCUCACUGACCUGUAAAUAUUAUCAGUUAGAAACCACUUGUUAUUUCUAUCUUUUCCCUCGGAUUGACACCUGUCCCAUCGAAUGUUUUCAACUUUUCUUGCGUCUUUCUCUUUUUCCUCACUUUCCCCCCACUACGAAACGUCAGGGGAUACUUUUAAUUGAUGGUCGAACGACGAUUCGUUACACAUUUCUCUCGUCACUCAGAGGGUUUACGAGCACAAAAAGUAGGCAGAAAAGAAGAUAGAAACAGUGGUGAAACUGAUGGAUUAGUUGCAAUGAACGCAUACCAAAAAAUCGAAAGCGGGGGUUUUAUAGAAGUGGACAACAUCGCCGAGCUGUUGGAGAUGAAGAGCUCCAAACUGGUGGACGCACUCACUCAGCCGACGAUCAAGGUGCACGACAAGUUGAUCAGGAAGAAUCAGAAUCUGGCAAAGGUACGCAAUGAGAAAGGCCCGUCGGAACUGCUCCUUUCAGACUUUGAGCUCUGCUUCCGCAAUGGCCAAAGUGCUCUACGAACGAUUAUUCGGAUGGAUUGUGAAGAGGUGCAACGACGCGUUUUCAGUGGACGACACUGCGAAAAGUCAGUGAUCAUUUAGUUCUGCCGUCCUGAUAACUGAUGAAUACUCAGAUUGUCGCGAGAGUCGUUUCAUCGCCGUUCUGGACAUUGCUGGCUUCGAAAUCAUUGAGAAGAACUCAUUCGAACAGUUCUGCAUCAAUUACACUAAUGAAAAACUGCAACAGUUCUUCAACCAUUUCAUGUUCGUCAAAGAGCAAAGCGACUAUUUGGAGGAGGGAAUCAAAUGGACUCAAGUGAACUUCGCCAAUCACCUUCAGCCGACCAUUGACCUCAUCGAGAAGGUAACUCUUAUUCAUUGAAUGAAAGAAAAUGAUCAUUGCAUUUCAGCCAAUGGGAGUUCUUUCGUUCCUCGAAGAAGAGUGCGUUGUUCCGAAUGGAUCCGAGAAAUCAUUGCUCGAGAAGCUGUGCUCCAACCUUUCCGGAGAUUCCAGUUUCCAGAAAUCAAAGCAAACUCAGAAGUGGGCUGCUUUGAACUUCUAGUCCUCAUUUUGAUUUCAGAUGCUCGACAGUCCGUCACUUUGCAGUUCAGCACUACGCCGGAGAAGUCCACUACAAUAUCGAUGGUUGGUUGGAUAAGAACAGGGACAAUGUGGAGACAUCGGUACUUGACAUCCUCUCGCAAUCCACGCAUCCACUGCUCAAAUUGCUUUUCCCACCUGGUAAGAUAAUUGUGACAGAAUGUGCCGAGUAUCAUUGUCUUGCAGUUGCUGCCAACAGUCUGAAGACCAGAAGAGGAACCAUAACCAACUCGACUGUUUCUUUCUUGUACAAGGUGAAUAAUUAUUGUGUCAAAAGUAGGAAAACAAGGAGUUCAGAAUCAACUGCAAAGUCUUCUGGAGACUCUCAACACUUCUUCCGCACAUUUCAUCCGAUGCGUCGUUCCCAACUACGAAAAACUUCCAGGAAAGAUUGAUGCUCCGCUCGUUCUUGCUCAACUCAAGUGAGUACCUAACUUGUGGGUCUGAGAAAAGCCGGAGCACACUUUUCAGGUGCAACGGAGUGCUCGAAGGCAUUCGAAUCUGCAGAGAAGGGUAUCCGUCGCGUCUUGCUCACUCCGAAUUCAUCGAAAGAUAUUCUCUUCUGAUGAGAAACAAGCAGAAGGGUUGUAGGGCAAGUGAAAAGGAAACGUGUGCGUUGAUCUGCCAAGAUGCGGAUGUUCGGAAAGAACGGUUCGCAGUGGGAAAAACGAAAGUGUUCUGCAAAGUCGGAGUCAUUUCGGAGGUUAGAAUUGGUCCGAAGUUCUUACAGAUAAGAGAAUGGUUUCAGCUGGAACGAAAGCGAAAUGAGCACAUCUCCUCGUUCAUUGUGCUCAUUCAAGCCAACAUCAGAUAUCAGAACAUUCAGAAGGAUCUGGUGGUGCGAAGGAAAAAGGCGGAAGCGAUUGAGAUAAUUCAAGAGAACGUUCGACAGUUUGCUCAGUUGUCUCAAUGGCCGUGGUAUCGAAUUCAUCACUUGGCACGUGGUCUGAUUCCGAAGAACAGGGACAAGGAGAGAAUUGAGGAGUUGGAGAAGGAGAGGAUGAAGUUGGAACAGGAGAUCGGAGCGAUGGAGAGCAAGAAUGAGGAGACGUUGGCGGAGAAUUUGAAGUUGAGCAUGGUAAGAAAACAGGGAAGAGAAGAAUGAAAAUCGAUGUUGUUUCAGCUGUUGGAGCGAGAGAAGUCGGAAAAGGUGAAAGCACAGAAGGAAAAGGAAGAGGUCGAACGGAAAGGGAGAGAGGUUUUGGACGAGAACUCCACAAACCACAUCAUAAUAUUUUGUAGAAACUGCUUGAGAAAGAGCGUGAAUUCCGGAAGACGAUGGAGGAAAUGGAACAGAAUGAGGAGAUUUUCAGCGUUUUGGAGAAGAAGUACAACGAGCAACACAAGAAAGUGAUGGUAAGGAAUCGGAAAAAAAGGAAGAAAAUAAGAGAAUUUCAGAAAAUGAACGACGUCCUCCGAGAGUACGAACGCAGAAUCGAGCAGUUGAACAUGGAAAAGGACGAUUUGGAAGCGGAGAAUCUGAAAGUGAGUGUUUAUGGAACUAGUACUGAACGCCAAGUUGUUUGCAGCUGAAAGAAGCGCAGUCGCGUCAAGAUGAGCAUUACGCAGGGCUCGAGAAGGAAGUGAUGGAGAAGACGACGAUGAUAGACGAACUGCAGAACCAAGUGCAACGGCUUCUCGAUGAAAACAACGAACAGAAGAUCACAAUUGCAAAGUAAUUCAACGGGAAAAUACGAAUCUAGCUGCCCAUUUCAGAUUGGAGACUGCAUUGGAGGACGAGAAAGCGAGGCAAGGCCGGCAGAACAACACAAUCGGAGACAUGCAGAGACUGGUUUCGGAACUGAACGUACGGAAAACCAAUGAAUGUGUAAAUUAUGAAAGUGUUUCAGGAAAAAAUUGCUCGCCUGGAUAAUGUGGCCCUAAACGAGCGGAAUGCGACGAGAAAGAUCGAAAGGGAAAAGGACAAGUUGAACGAGGAGCUGACGACGGCGAAGGAUGUGAUUCAGAAGCAGGCGAAGAAGAUUGACGAGCUGAAGGAUGAGUGCAGAAGACGUGGGAAUGAGGUCAGCCGGUUGGAGAGGAAGCUGGAGGACAAGGAAGCGAUGAUGGCGGAUUGUGUGAAGGAACUGAAGGACAGUCACAAGGAGAGGCUCAAGGAAAUGGAGCAGAAGGUGGACGAGGUCAAAAGGAAGAACUCAAAGUCAGGAACUCAGAUGAUUUAAGGGUAAACAUUUCCGAUUUUCAGGUUGGAAAAUGAGAACUCGACUCAGAAGAGUCAGAUCGAGACUUUCCAGAGGGAGUCGAGUGUCGACUCAGACUACGGACGGUCCAGUUCCGGAAGGCUCUCGACCAUCGGAAGACAGUAUUCUCUCACUUCUAUGGGCUCGUUCUCGUCGAUCAGAACGGUCGGUCUUCGCCGAAAAGACUCCGAAUCCGACAUGACUUCGUCGAUGUACUCGUUGAGAGGACGGAGGGAUUCCACUUACGAUAUGAGUGCCUCGACGAUGUCGUCCGUCGGAUUGCAAAGAUCUCCAUCGACUUCACAAGUGAUGGAGAAGGAGCGGAGGAUUAUGGAAUUGGAAAAGUGAGUGAUCAAGGGAUGGGGUGGUGGAGAUAAUGGAGAUAAUGGAAGAGAUUUUCAGAGAAAAAGCAGCGAUUAACACGGACUUGCAGUUGGUCAAAAGGGAGUUGGAUGUCUACAAGUCACAGUUGUCAGCUGUUGAAUCAGUGAGUAAGCCAACAGUAUCCAUCAAGUUAAUAUUGUUCACAGGAGAAAGAGUCCCUUCAAACUACAGUCAGAAAACAGACAAGUCAGCUGCAGGAGACCACUCGACAGUUCAAUUCCGCGCAGAAGAACGCUGACAAUUUGGCUCUCCGCUUGAAAAAAGCACUGGCAGAUUGUGACGAGUGGAAGAGAAAGCACGAAGAAGGCAUUCAGGAGAGUAAGACGGAGAUAUUGGCGGAGCGGAAGAGGGCGAUGGAAAGGGCGGAAGCGUCGGAGAAGGAGACGGAGUUGAAGCAGUCACGGAUGGCGACGAUCGAGAGUGCGAAGACGGCGUUGAGUGGAGAGUUGUCACGGAAUCAGGCAGAGUUGGACAGAUGCCGACAGAUCAUUGUGCAGUUGGAAGAGAACAUCAGAAGCCAGGUGAGAGACAGAGAAUAGGAAGGGGAAGUAAUGAAGUGUUGAUGCAGGAGACGUUGGGCAGCAGCUUCGAGAGACAUCAAAGCAAUCUGAACUUUGAAAUCGAGAACUUGCGGGAUGAGAACUGCGCUCUGAAGGCCAAGAUUCGAAGGCAAUACAAGCAGAUCGAAUUGCUGACACGUGAGUAUAUGGACUGUGAUCUGUUGAUUAAAUGCCGAUUCUCAGAACAAGAUGAGACCAACGAUGAGUUGAAUCACUUUGAGAACAAGAUCGAGAAGUUACUUUGA
Messenger RNA from Caenorhabditis sp. 36 PRJEB53466, 6363 nucleotides. The record is from the annotation of a GenBank genome assembly. Lineage: Eukaryota; Metazoa; Nematoda; Chromadorea; Rhabditida; Rhabditidae.